This is a messenger RNA of Babesia sp. Xinjiang, 1521 nucleotides long. It is a transcript of the gene dld1, whose product is annotated as putative dihydrolipoyl dehydrogenase. The transcript has 4 exons. Gene Ontology annotation, cellular component: oxoglutarate dehydrogenase complex; mitochondrion. The record is from RefSeq and is a predicted model, not a curated record. Gene Ontology annotation, molecular function: flavin adenine dinucleotide binding; dihydrolipoyl dehydrogenase (NADH) activity. The coding region runs from base 1 to 1521 and encodes 506 amino acids. Lineage: Eukaryota; Apicomplexa; Aconoidasida; Piroplasmida; Babesiidae.
AUGGUACUUACCCUGUUCGUACGUACCUCGGAGACUCCAAGGAGACGCAUGAAGGAACCCGCCAUCGGAAAGACACGACUACAUUGGCAAAGAGCUCGGCAACUCCAAAGUAGGAAUCCAUACAGCAUACACAUCAUAAGUAGGUAUGACCUCGCCGUGAUUGGCGGCGGUCCCGGCGGAUAUACUACCGCAAUUAAAGCAGCACAAUAUGGUCUCAAGGUAGCCUGUAUCGACAGAAGGAAGACCCUAGGAGGGACAUGCCUUAACGUCGGCUGUAUUCCCUCAAAGUGUUUACUCAACACAUCUCAUAACUUCCAGGUAUCACGCGAUGGGAUCACGGGUAUAAAUGUUUCGUCUGUGGUAUUUAACCAUGAACAAACUAUGAACUCCAAGGCCAAAAUCCUCAAGACUCUUGAUGGUGGUAUAAGAGGAUUAUUCAAGAAGAACGGUGUGGACUUUAUUAGCGGCCACGGUACACUGGUUGCACCGAAUGAGAUACAAGUCGAUGGAGGUGAUAAGGUGACGGCUAAGCACAUAAUUAUCGCCACCGGCUCUGAAGUCACUACAUUCCCGGGUGACGCACUAAAAGUAGAUGGAAAACGUAUCAUCACUUCCGACGAAGCACUCGUCCUUGACGAAGUACCGAAGGAGAUGGUGGUCAUCGGCGGUGGUGCCAUCGGCCUGGAACUUGCCUCUGUAUGGAGCAGGUUCGGUGCGAAGGUUACCAUUGUCGAGUAUGCCAACGCUCUCUGUCACACCAUGGACCACGAUGUAUCAAAUGGCAUCAAGAAACUUGUGGAGAAGCAGGGUAUUGAGAUAUUACUUAGUACCAAGGUUUUAGGAGGCGAAGUUAAGGGCGACUUUGCCAUGGUGACAGCCGAGAAGGAUGGCCAAAAGAUCGAGUUGAAGGGUGACGUAGUGCUGUUGGCCAUGGGCCGUAGGCCGUUCACUAAGAACCUUGGUCUUGAAAAUCUUGGCAUUAAGACAGAAAGAGGCUACAUCGUCGUGGACGAAAAACUUAGGGUACCAAACUAUGAAAACAUUAGCGCAAUUGGUGACGUAGUUGCCGGUCCCAUGUUGGCACACAAGGCUGAAGAGGACGGUUCUGUCGCCUUGGGAAACAUCAUAGGGAAGGACUUAGGACACGUCAACUGGGACCACGUUCCUAUGGUCAUAUACACUCACCCCGAGGUUGCCGGUGUAGGCAAGACCGAGCAGGCGCUCAAGGCUAGCGGGACAGAAUACAAAAAGGCAAAUUUCCCGUUCGCUGCCAACUCCAGGGCGAGGAUUGCGGGUGAAACUGAUGGGUUCGUGAAGAUACUUGCUGACAAGGAUAACAAGAUUCUUGGUGGCUGGAUAGUUGGUCCACAUGCUAGUGAGCUGAUUGGCCAAAUCACCAUAAUGAUGGCCUGCGGGCUGACAACUGUCGAUGUCUCCAAGGUUUGCUUCGCUCAUCCUACCGUAUCUGAAGCACUAAAGGAGGCAUGCAUGGCGGUACAUCACAAAGCCACUCAUUUUUGA